Messenger RNA from Lolium rigidum, 1506 nucleotides. Its product is annotated as E3 ubiquitin-protein ligase RFWD3-like. Gene Ontology annotation, biological process: protein ubiquitination; interstrand cross-link repair. Lineage: Eukaryota; Viridiplantae; Streptophyta; Magnoliopsida; Poales; Poaceae. Gene Ontology annotation, molecular function: ubiquitin protein ligase activity; protein binding. Gene Ontology annotation, cellular component: nucleus. The transcript has 13 exons. The record is from RefSeq and is a predicted model, not a curated record. Bases 34 to 1506 code for a protein of 490 amino acids.
GAGGGGCCGUCCCUCCCAAGCUGCCCCGUGUGUAUGAACCCGUGGACCGCCGAGGGCGAGCAUCGCGUAAGCUGCAUUCCUUGCGGGCAUGUCUAUGGCAGGUCUUGUUUAGAGAAAUGGUUAUUACAGUGUGGGAAGAAAACUGCCACGUGUCCUCAGUGUGGCAAGGUAUAUAGGCAAAAGAACAUUAUCAACCUCUAUGCACCAGAGAUUGUUGUUCCAAAUGAUGAUCUUGAAAAGCAAGUAUUGUCAUUGAGACAGAAAAAUGAUACUCUUGAGAAUCAACAACAAAAAAUGAUUGAGGAGAUAAAAGAGUAUAAGAGGCAGAUUUCGUUGCAGAAGCAUUUAAUAAAUGAAUCGAAUUCGAAGCGACAGAAAAUGGCAGAACAGUCAUCAAAUGGAGCAAGGAUUGCACAGUUAGUUGCCUCAUUUAGAGCAGAUGGUGGCAGUAGUGACCCUUGCAAGUUUUUUCUCCAGAAUGAGUAUUUCCUGGAUGGAGCUCGAGUCAUGGGCAUUGAUGCAUCCAGCCAGAUCAUAUUAGCUUCUGGCAGGGCUGCUGGAGUUAGUAUUGAACAUGUCCUUACAAAGAUCAGCAUGUUCUCUGGACACCAAACAAAAGUGCAGCUUCCUCCCAAUACGAAAGCUCUCAAGGACAUAUGUAUAAUUCCUGGGGGGCUUGCUGUUUUUGCAUCUCUUGGCAAGAAAUUGUCACUUUUAAGCAUGACAACCAAUAAUAUCGUCCAUCAAUAUGAUCUACCGGCUCCUGGCUGGUCCUGUUCAGGGCUUCAAAACGGUCCAAAUCACAUAUAUGCUGGAUUACAGAAUGGCAUGCUUUUGGUCUUUGAUACCCGCCAAACUAAAGCAGCACUGCAUUCCUUAACGGGUCUAUCUACACACCCAGUUCAUACAAUCCACUCUGUGGUAGAUUCCAGUGGUUCCACGAAGGUCAUCUCUGCUUCUUCCAUAGGACCUUGUAUUUGGGAUGUAGAUGGCAGCGAAAAUAGGCCAAGUUUGCUUACCGGGACGGAAAACCAAGGGGUCUGCAUAUCUCUUGCAUGUGCUGCUCCAUCAAGUGAUCUAAUUGUGGCUACCUUCCGUCCGAAAGUUGAGUUGUCAGUUGAUGGCACCUCAUCCCAAGUGGCUAUAUCACAAUCACCGACGCUCUCCAGUUCUGGAAAGCUGGGGUGUCAUGCCCUCAUGAGGAGGGCAAGCGGCACAUCCUUCGUGAAAGAACAGACCUGCAACGGCAAUGUAAGUGAGCUGCGGAUGUCCAAAUCUGCAAUCAUACCCAGCAUCAGAAACAACCAGCACCUGUUUGCCUAUGGAGAUGAGUCGCUGAGCGGAAUCCGGACGUGGCAGCUGCCUUCGUUUCAGGCGUUCAGUGAUCUCAAGCCGCACCGCAGACCGAUCCUUGACCUGAGGUUCGCACAGAGCUCUACCGGGGAGAAGUACCUUGGCUGCUUGAGUGAGGAGAAGCUGCAGGUUUUCAGAGUCACUGAUCACUAA